This is a messenger RNA of Capsella rubella, 2294 nucleotides long. Its product is annotated as putative BTB/POZ domain-containing protein At3g08660. Bases 225 to 1985 code for a protein of 586 amino acids. The transcript has 4 exons. Gene Ontology annotation, molecular function: protein binding. Lineage: Eukaryota; Viridiplantae; Streptophyta; Magnoliopsida; Brassicales; Brassicaceae. The record is from RefSeq and is a predicted model, not a curated record.
GGUGUGAUAUAUAAUGGGAAAGGCCAUGUUUACGUUCCCAAGAAUACCACGAUAGUGGAGUCUUUAUGGAGUUCCGUGCCAUACCCACUUUGCUUUCUCUAGAAUGAUGCAGAAUCUCUGUCUUCACACUAAGCAAAAGCAGAGAGAUUGAUCUGUAAAUCACAAGACAGUAUUCUCCGUAAAACCGAGUCUCUCGGCGAUCUAGAGUGAGAUAGAGAUUCACGAUGGGCACUAUUUCAGAUAGCCCUUCUUUGUCUCUCUCUUCUCCUUCUUAUACUACUUGUAACAGUCGCUCUUCUGUUCCUACCACCUUCUCCACUCGCAUAUUCUCCGAUGUUGCGGGUGACAUCACUGUUGUUGUCGAUGGGGAAUCAUUUCUACUUCACAAGUUUCCGCUAGUAGCUCGGAGUGGAAAGAUUAGGAAAAUGGUGAGAGAUCUCAAGGACUCUUCUUCCAUCAUUGAGCUCAGAGAUUUCCCAGGUGGACUUACGACGUUCGAACUCGCCAUGAAGUUCUGUUACGGUAUUAACUUCGACAUCACUGCCUUCAACGUGGUCGCUCUUCGUUGUGCUGCUGCUUAUCUUGAGAUGACUGAGGAGUAUAAAGAAGAUAAUCUGAUCCUUCGAGCCGAGAAUUACCUCGACCAGAUCUUUUUUCGUAGUCUCCACGAAUCUGUCCAAGUGCUCUGUUCUUGUCAGACGCAAGAGAUGGCUGAAACGUUUGAAAUUCCUGACCGGUGCGUGGAGGCCAUCGCCAUGAAUGCUUGUAGAAAACAAUUAGUAUCAGGCUUGUCAGAGGAACUGAAGGGGAGAGAUUGUCUUGAGCUGUGGACCGAAGAACUCUCUGCUCUCGGGAUUGAUUACUACUCCCGAGUUGUAUCUGCAAUGGCGAGAUUAGGCGUGCGGUCAGAGAGCAUCGUCGCUUCUCUAGUGCAAUACGCUAAAACAUCAUUAAAUGGUACCAUCAAGCGAAACUGCCAGGAGCAGAGGAAAAUAGUUGAAGCCGUGGUUACACUUUUGCCCAAUGAAGAAAAAGGAUGCUAUUUGUUAUCAAUUAUUCCUCUCAGUUUCCUUUUUGGAAUGCUAAAGGUCGGAACUAUAAUAGAUAUAGAGAUCUCUUGCAGGCUGGAACUCGAACAUAGAAUCGGGCAUCAGCUAGAGGCCGCGUCUCUCGAUGACCUGCUUAUACCUUCUGUCGAAAACGACGAUUCACUGUAUGAUGUGGAUACUGUCCAUAGGAUACUCACAUUCUUUCUUGAGAGGAUCGAGGAAGAAGAUGAGGAAUGUGGUUACGAUUCGGAUUCCACGGGACAGCAGAGUUCGUUGCUAAAAGUGGGACGGCUCAUGGAUGCUUACUUGGCUGAGAUCGCACCGGAUCCAUACCUGAAUCUACUCAAGUUCACGGCCAUCAUAGAGACGUUACCCGAACACGCACGUAUCAUAGACGAUGGGAUCUACAGAGCCAUUGAUAUUUAUCUCAAGAAUCAUCCGUUAUUGACAGAAGAAGAAUGCAAGAAGCUAUGCAAAUUCAUCGACUGCAACAAACUUUCAGAAGAAGCAAGCAACCACGUGGCACAAAACGAUCGGCUUCCAGUGCAAAUGGUGGUUCGAGUGCUUUACUCGGAACAGAUGAGACUGAAGAAAGCUCUGUCGGGAGGAUCAGAAGAAGGGUCGUGGGUACUGUCGUCAGGGGUACAAAGCCGAGCGGUUUCGCCAAGAGACACGUAUGCAUCGUUGAGGAGAGAGAACAGGGAGCUGAAGCUGGAGAUAUCGAGGAUGAGAGUGAGAGUGAGUGAGAUAGAGAAAGAACAUAAUUUGAUGAAACAGGAGAUGAUGGAGAAAUCUGGUAAUAAUGGAGGAACCUUCUUGAUGUCGCUGUCCAAAGGGAUUGGGAGGAUUGCGAUGUUCGGCGGAGAUAACCGGCGAAUGAAUAACCGGAAAUCGAGGUCGGUAUCGGAGAGAAAGCCAAUUAGAAAGGGUAGUUAAAAACGUCACCGUUUUCUAAGGAGUUGCUGUCAAUACAAAGACAAGUCAUGUGUAGCGGGAAGUAUAAUGGGCCGGAAGGAGUGUGAAGUAGGCCCAUUAAAGAACAAAGGAGGGUAUCGUUUUCAGCCAAUAAAAACAAGGAAAACAUGGGAGUAAAUGGGGUCGCGUGACUCGCGUUCGAGCCGUCUUUGUCCAAUUGUCCAUAAAUCCGAUUUUUCUAAAACUAAAAUAUGUAUUAAAACUGUUAAUAUGUGUUGUUAAGUUGUUACUAGUUGGUUGUUGUUACGUUUUGGCUAAGGUUAUAAUGUA